This is a messenger RNA of Lithohypha guttulata, 675 nucleotides long. RefSeq names its product ATP synthase F0 subcomplex subunit OSCP atp5 (gene ATP5). The transcript is spliced from 3 exons. Gene Ontology annotation, biological process: proton motive force-driven mitochondrial ATP synthesis. Gene Ontology annotation, molecular function: proton-transporting ATP synthase activity, rotational mechanism. Bases 1 to 675 code for a protein of 224 amino acids. Lineage: Eukaryota; Fungi; Ascomycota; Eurotiomycetes; Chaetothyriales; Trichomeriaceae. Gene Ontology annotation, cellular component: membrane. The record is from RefSeq and is a predicted model, not a curated record.
AUGCAGGCAACAAGAAUAGUCCGGCCAGCUCUGACUGCUGCGCGACGAACAGCUCCUCGUACCGCGAUCCGAACAUAUGCAGCUCCAGCCGCUACUGACACGAAGCCUCCUGUAGCCGUAUUUGGGCUUGAUGGGACAUACGCAAAUGCCUUGUAUACUGCAGCUGCCAAACAAUCCGCCCUCGACCCGACCUCGAAGGCCAUGUCUUCACUGAGCCAGAUCUUGAAAUCUGACCGCAAGCUGCAGGGCAUUCUUUCGGCCCCAACUCUCUCUGACAGCGACAAAUCUCAGAUCGUUGCUGAACUCGAGAAGCACACCGGCGGACAAGACAAGAGCAAUACAGUCAAGAACUUUCUGCAAGCUCUUGCAGAGAACAACCGAUUGUCUAUACUAGAGGGUGUGUGUGAGAAGUUUGGUACUCUGAUGAGUGCAGCCAAGGGAGAGAUGGAACUGACUAUCACCACUGCUCAGGAUCUUGACAACAAACUGCUGAAACGUCUACAAAGUGCCGUCGAGAAAUCCGAAUACAGCCAGGGCAAGAAACUGAAGGUCACUACGAAGGUCAACCCAGAAAUCAUUGGGGGUAUCGUUGUCGAGAUUGGUGAGAGAACGAUCGACUACAGUGUCGCGGGCAAGGUGAGCAGGUUGAACAAGAUGCUUACUGAGGCUGUAUAA